Messenger RNA from Salarias fasciatus (jewelled blenny), 2983 nucleotides. It is a transcript of the gene baiap2l1a, whose product is annotated as BAR/IMD domain containing adaptor protein 2 like 1a. Gene Ontology annotation, biological process: actin crosslink formation; plasma membrane organization; positive regulation of actin filament polymerization. Gene Ontology annotation, cellular component: cytosol; nucleoplasm. The coding region runs from base 186 to 1655 and encodes 489 amino acids. Gene Ontology annotation, molecular function: protein binding. The record is from RefSeq and is a predicted model, not a curated record. The transcript has 14 exons. Lineage: Eukaryota; Metazoa; Chordata; Actinopteri; Blenniiformes; Blenniidae.
AGGGAGUGAGUGCGUCUCUCGCCGGCCGCGGAGCGUCCGUCCGCAGCAGUCAGGCUGCAGACCCGGAGCAGGACCGGCUUGUUUGGGAUUUAUUGUCGGGAGAGAGUGACCACCUGGAUUACCAUUUUAUUUACUGUUGUUUUUGUGUAAUAAGAUUUAUUUGGGAGGAGACUCACGCUGCCAUCAUGUCUCGGACUCCGGGUGAUGUGAGCAAGCUCACAGAAAGUACCUACAAGAAUGUGAUGGAACAGUUCAACCCCGGCCUGAGGAACCUGGUCAUCCUCGGCAAGAACUAUGAGAAAUCCGUCACAGCCAUGAUUCUCUCCGGGAAGGCCUACUUUGAUGCGGUGUCGAAGAUCGGGGAGAACGCCAUUGUGUCUCCGGUCUCCAGAGAGCUGGGCGUGGUCCUCAUGGAGAUCGCAGAGGCCCACAGGAAGGUCUACUACGAGCUGGAGGAGAACUUCAAGAGAUUCCAGAGAGAGAUCAUCACAGAGCUGGAGAAGAAGACAGAGAUGGAUGUGAAGUACAUGAACGCCACCUUUAAGCGCUACCAGUCGGAGCACAAGAUGAAGCAGGACUCUCUGGACCGCUCUCAGCUGGACCUGAAGAAGCUGCGCAGGAAAAGCCAGGGGAAGAACUCGUCCAAGUACGAGAUCCGGGAGAACGAGUACUUGGAGACGAUCUCGUGCCGCCAGAUGGACAUGCAGAAGUUCAUCGCCGACGGCUGCAAAGAGGCGCUGCUGGAAGAGAAGAGGCGCUUCUGCUUCCUGGCAGACAAACACUGCAUGUUCUCCUACCAAACCAGCAACUUCCACGAGAAGGCCAAGGAGGUGCUGUCCCUGAGGCUGCCCGGCUGGCAGGAGAAGUGCAGCGACGUCAGCCAGGUGCCGGACACGGUGGCCACCAUGAUCGAGAAGCUGUCCACCCCGGAGCAGUCCCCACAGGUCCAGCACUACAACAGAAACAACGUGGGCUCUGUGGUUCCUCCGCCAGCCCCACCGCUGAAGGCCCAGACCAGUCCGCUGGCCAAUAUGUUCAACCCGGAGAUCAGGUCUCCACUCAGCUCCUCCUUAGACCGCAACUCAGACCAGGGCAGCCUCGGAGAGUGCAGCUUGUCCAGGUCCACGUCUCAGUCGUCUGGACUCAACAUGAGCAGGAGGUCGAGGGUCAGGACCAUCUUCCCCCACACGGCGGGCAACAACAGCACGCUGCUGAGCUUCGACCAUGGCGACAUUAUCACCCUGCUGCUCCAGGAGGAGAAGGACGGCUGGCUGUACGGAGAGCUGGAGCGGACACAGCAGCGAGGCUGGUUUCCCUCCUCCUACUGCAGACCCUGCUCCGACGCCACAUCAAACAGUAACCUGAGCACCCCGGUGCGCAGCCUGAGCGCGGUCAGUCUGCCGGAGCAGCAGGAGCUGGAGCAGGAGGACGAGGACGGGCCGGUGCUGCUGCCGCCGCCGGACUACAGCGACCACUCCCCGUCCGGCCCCGCCGUCCACUGCGCGCCCUCGCCCUCGCCGUCGCCCUCGCCGCAGAACACGGUUGCUUUAGUCAAUGGGACUGCAAAGGCUCCUUUCCUGGGAGGAGGGAAUCCCUUCGCCACGGUGAAGCUGAGGCCGACCGUCACCAAUGACAGAUCGGCGCCGCUCAUCUAACACACAGCGUCAGGAGUUCCGUUUUUAUUAUUUCCUUCUUAUCACCGCUGUUAUGCCUUCUGGGGAGUCAGACAACACGGGAUCCCCCUUCGACACACUGAAUACCCCCGCCCCCCACACCGCCCGGACAUCGCUCCGGCCUGCGUGCUCGUCUCGUCCCUCUCAGUAGCGGUCCGCUCUGUGGAAAACACCCACAGCGCCGAAUGGAAAUCCUGGAUUGGGUUUUUCAUUUUAAAGAGUUCAGUCCAAAAUGAAUGAUUGGCAUUAAUCUCUCUGUACUCUGUCAAGCAACCAUAAAAACUGAAGAUGAAGUUCAUAAAACUUUUUUUAAACUAAGAAUGGCAGUGAGAGAUUUUAGUUUUUCCAGACGCUGUGUUGUUUAUAUUGCGCUUUUAAAGAAAAAGAGGUUGAUUUGCCUGCAGAUCAUCGUAACGUGUGUCCCGCUCACUUCUCUCUGCAGUUGAAGAUUUAAGUCCUCGUUUUCAUUUUGGGGUGAACUGUCCCUUUAAAAUCUAAUAUCAGCACAGCUGGGAUGAAAAAGUGUUUUAAUUCCAGUUCGUGCCAAUUGAAGAGCUGUGGAUGUAAACUGACCGUGACCUGACACUGAAGAAACAGACCAGCGCCCGGGUUGUCUUCCUGACUUGCCAAAAUAUAUGAAUAUAUUGUUAUUUCUAUUUUUAUUCUUAAUUAUUGUUGUCUUUUAGGAGGCGUUGUGAGAAUGAAGGGAGAGUGAUGUGUUGGGAAAAGGGUUUGUCCUUCAAAGUGAGGCAGAUAUCAGCAUGUCACAGUUUUAACAGAGAAGGCUAUUUAUAUAAAGAAAGUUUGUAUGAGAUAUUUAAAUAAUUACUGAUACAGAAGACUGUGCUGCGUUGGUUGUUCCUUUGAAAACAGAGUCCAUUGUGCUCGGGCCGAGCCGUGGACCCCACCCUGAUUUAGAUCUCACCGCUUUACUUUAAAUGGGUGGAAGACAUUUUGAAUUCAGGGGAUUACUUCACUAAAUAAACUCCACUUGACUCAGCAUUGUUGUAUGUAGAUCCUGUGCACAGUGAGCAACGUCACGACAUUCACUGGUAGACAUUUGAAUUGUAGCUAAAUGAAGCAGCCUGUCGUGUGAGAUCUACAAAGUAUUUACCUUUUUGUGUGGAGGACUAUUUUGCCAUGUAUCUGCUUUACUGAAUGAGACGGUUUAUUGAUCCCCACAGGCCCUGUGAUGUAAGUGAAGCCAUCGUGCUGAAAUAGCUUUCACCACAUGCUUUCCUCAGAGUACCUUGACUCUGUGUUGACCAAUGUACUCUUUUUUUUUUCUCAAUAAAACAUGAUGAAGUCCA